AUGAUAUCUGCCUGGCAGUGCUUGAACUUGCAGUUCAUAGCAGAGAUCUCCACCACUUGGGCUUUUUUUUCAUCCCCUUCUGUUGCCAGCUCAUUCGGCGUAAUAGGAAAUUUGUACACUUAUCUGCAUCUCUCAAAUGUGGAAUCAAUUACCUCGGAGGUGCGAAUCCCGAUGUACGCCGUCCUGACAACAGUUUGCGCGCUCGGAUCUCUGGUUCUUCUACUGCUACCGCACCCUCGACAGGUUGCUGUUGAAAUGAACAUCUCAGGCGAUCGCCCCGAGGAUCCGACUGAGAGCUCCAACAUACUGGAAGGCAGUGGAAACCAGCCGAGUGUAUCAUCACGUUCAUUUGACAGUCCUGAGUAA
Messenger RNA from Dibothriocephalus latus, 366 nucleotides. NCBI's taxonomy places the organism in Eukaryota, Metazoa, Platyhelminthes, Cestoda, Diphyllobothriidea, Diphyllobothriidae. The record is from the annotation of a GenBank genome assembly.